This is a messenger RNA of Enterobius vermicularis (human pinworm), 609 nucleotides long. Lineage: Eukaryota; Metazoa; Nematoda; Chromadorea; Rhabditida; Oxyuridae. The record is from the annotation of a GenBank genome assembly.
AUGGCAGCUCAGGUUGCCCUUAAACGGAAACAGGCUGCUGAAGAUGCAUUAGCCUUAGGACUUCGGGUUGUUGCUGGCGAAUGUACAUCAUUGGAUUUACCGCAAGGACCAUUGUGGCCAUUUGAAAGUGUUUCGCAAAAUCAGGUUUCAGAAACUGAAAGUUCAUCACCGAUACCAGAAUCAACAACCAGCGAUGACAAACAGUCAACAGCAACAACGACAACAACAGCUUACCAAGAUAAGCAAAAACAACAUUUGGAAAAGUUGACACCAAUUGAACUGUUAUGCCUACUGUUUGAGGAUCAGGAAAAAAGGGUGUUGGAAUUAGCAUUAGAAGGUUUCAACGGUCAGCUGUUACAAGCCAUCGAACAUUUUGUAUGCGUCCGGCAGUUAUCAAGAAGCCGAAAGACGGAAUCACGUUCUAAUUUUUCGAUGUCAAGUCUUCUGUCACAAAGUACAACUACUGCACCGUUUAUACCAAAUUCACUGUCGUCGACAACCAACAGUUUUAUGUCACCGAAAUCUUCGGCGUUGGAUUUACGUCAAAAUAGUAUUUCAGAAACUGAUACCCAACAGUCACUGUCGCCAGCAAAUUCGUCUACCGACUAG